AUGGAUACGUCGAAUACUUGCGGUAGCAACCGCCACUUCCUUGAUCGUCUUCGUGAAAUUCAUUGGCGAAACAUCGCCUUUGCUAAUGAUGCCUCAUCACGAGCUUUAAUGCUGUCUGGCCUAUUCACUUUGGUUGCUGUUGCAUGCGGUCUUGUGUUCCUUGCGUGGGUUCUACAAGACCUACUUUUCGCCGGAGUCGGUCUGGCUACCGAUGUCGUCAAGUGGCCAUUCCAUCAAGCCUUGCGGCGCAGCCCACGAUACUUCGGUGAUUCAGGCUAUACUGCGGUCAACACCAACACCGAUAAUGACGACGACAUCGAAUACCUGGGGAAGCGAAGACCCAACAAUACCAUUAUUUCCAAAUCGAUGCUUCUAACUCGACGAUACCGGCCGUUACUUCGAGCCGCUCUGUACUUUUCAGUAACAUGCAUACUACUUUCCCAGGUUGUUUUGAUAGCUAUCCGACCGCAUGAGAGUUCCCUUAUAUUCCUGUCAUGGACAUCUGCAUUACUACCGUUUAUUGACUUUUCUUCAUCCUCACCAAACUUGGACAAGCUGAAGCCUUUCUUCGGUAACUCGGUCGAACACAAUUGGGACAAUCGAACUGCUGUUGCCCAUAUCAACCCUGCUUCGUUGCCAUGGCUCUCGCGCGAGACGGAUUUGCCGGGAUUUAGCGACUGGUAUAACGCAAACAAGCAUUACAAUGCCUCACUGGAUCCGUUAAAGAUCUCAAAUUUGGACUCCGAGCUGCUUCCUGGACUGCAAAACACGCUAAAAGACAUCGAAGUGCGAAACGUACUCAUGAUAUUUCUUGAGAGCACAAGAAAGGAUGUUUUCCCCAUCAAAAAGCACGGAUUAGUAUGGGACAAAUUAGCCAAUACAUUCGCGAAUGGACAACUGCCCGCCGACGCCGAAAAGCUAUUGGAAUCUCUAACACCAAACGCUAAUUUUAUUACCGGCGACUACAACGAUGGGUUGACACACCCAGCGAAGCCCGAGCGUCGCGGCGGCAUCAACUUCAACAACGCAUAUACCACAGCAACCUAUACUCUGAAGAGCUUAACUGGAACUCUCUGUGGUAUAUCCCCGUUGGUCGCCGAUUUUAACCUCGAAUACAACCACCACAUCUACCAACCGUGUCUUGCGCAAAUUUUCGAUGCUUUGAAUCAUGCAAAUGCGAGCACUGGUAAAGAAUUCACAAGUUAUCCUUGGCAAUCCAGCUUUAUGCAGUCAGUGACAUUGGAUUUCGAUAAAUUUGAUCAGCUGAUGCUUGCUCUUGGGUAUAAAUCAGAAAACCUAAUUGACAAGGAGUACCUGAAAAGCAGCGCGGCCAAGUUUGGAAAGGUUGACUUACCUGACGUCAACUAUUUCGGCAUGGUCGAGGCUCCGUUAGAGGACUAUAUACGGGACUCGUUUUCCUCGGCCAGAAAGAACAACGAGCGAGUUUUCCUGUCCCACAUCACCAGUACAAGUCAUCACCCAUUUGGCAUGCCGGUAGAGGAGACAUAUGUACCAGUUGCAAAUGGCCACGGUUUUGAGGACCUUUCUCACUACAUUAACGCCAUUGGAUAUGAUGAUCGGUGGCUACGAAAGAUUCUUGACAUACUAGAAGAGGAAGGCGCUGCCAAUAACACGCUCGUCGUACUUGUGGGUGACCACGGCUUAUCAAUGCCCGAAAAUGACAUGGUUUCGGCAUACUAUAAUCCAAACGUCGGCAAUCUACACGUUCCACUUGUUUUUUCUCAUCCACAACUCCCAGCCAUUGAGGUCAAUGAUGCGGUUGUGGCUUCCCAAAUCCUCCCCACCGUUUUGGAUAUUCUGCUAGAGACGAAUUCUCUAAACACAGACCACAAAACGGCAGUAAGAGAGUUACUCUCCAACUACGAGGGCCAAUCGCUAGUUCGCAAACAAGUCUCUACGUCUGCUACUGGGCAGGGAAAUUGGCAAUUUACAAUUGUAAACCCGGGCAGAGCCAUGCUAAGCGUACGGGACGCCCGACAACCAGCCUUGCGGCUUAUUGUUCCCAUUAUCGAUAAUAUAGAAUGGCGAUUUACGAAUAUCACGGCCGAUCCAAAAGAGGAGCAACCAGUCUUGGGAUUUGAUUUUGCGUCGUUCUUGCAACAAAUAGAGAAAUCGCAUGGAAGGCAGACAGCGGAGUGGGCUGAGGAGGCCGCCUUUGUGUCUCGUUGGUGGGUAGAAGAAAAUAGCAGGAGGUGGAGGUAUGGUCCAUACUCGGAAUAA
Molecule: messenger RNA, 2241 nt
Organism: Pochonia chlamydosporia 170
Lineage: Eukaryota; Fungi; Ascomycota; Sordariomycetes; Hypocreales; Clavicipitaceae
Product: sulfatase domain-containing protein
Exons: 2
Coding region: 1-2241 (746 amino acids)
Source: RefSeq, a predicted model, not a curated record